AGAGAAUGUAGGAUUACUUACCUAUUUAUUAAACAUGAUAUUUAUUACUACUAAUAUCAUUUAAGUACCAUGUGCAAACAAUAUGAAAUUAAAGAUUGGAAAAUUGAAUUAUUGUCAACAUUAUUAUUAUAUUAUUAAAAGUGUUAUGUUCAGAAGUAAAUCGUCAUCAAUGAAAUUUGAUGAAUUCCUUGUUGACGCGGAUUUAACAUCUUGUUCUCCUAGUUUAUAUGAUAAUCAUUUUGAGUUGACAAAUGGCAUAAAUAUUCACAAGGUAAACGAGUUCCCCUCACAAACAUCCUCAUCAUUAUCCUCUCCACUGCCACCCUCACUAACACCAUCUUCAUCAUUUUCAUCAGAAUCUAUUGUCGACUCUCAAAGUUUGAUGUCAGAUUGUACUGAUGAAAUAAUCAAAUCCAAAUCACAACGACCUUAUAAUAAUAUGUGUAAUAGUGAUAUAAAACCUAUAAAAUAUAAAUUAUUAAAUAAUGAAAGUCUGGGCAAUAUUUGUAUCAAUGUACAAUUUCAUUUUCCAUAUUCAUUGCAUAAUAAUAGUUUAUUAACAGAUUUUUAUGAUGAAUUAAAUUCUGAUAUCAGUACUAGUACUAGUAAUACAUUUACUGUUAGUAAUAUACUUUAUUCAGAUAACUGUUGUACUACAUCAACGAUAGGCUUUCCACCUUAUUUAGACAAAUUACACAGUGUACAAACAACUAGUGAUAUGCUUAUAAAACCUAAAAGUCCUAGAGUAUUAUUAGACGCAUCAAAUAAUGAUAUAUAUGAUAGGAAAAUUAAGCUUACACAGAAAUGUAAUUCAUCCUCUGAUAGUGGACUGUACACUUCUCUACCCAUUGAUGUACGCUACAUAUCGACAAGAUUAGUUAAACAGGAAAUUCAAAUGGAGACACCGCAUUUUGCACCAAUUUUAAAUACUAAGUAUAUUUAUAGUCCAUCAUUAGAGAAUAUUGAAAAUAAACUAUGCACUGGUGAUAUAACUACAUCCAUAGAAACAGAUUAUGAUAUGAGUAAUAAUAUUCAAACUAUAGAUACAAAUAUAAGUACUCUAUCAAAUCUAGGUGAAUUUAAAAAUCAAUCAAGGUAUCGAAGAAUUGAAACAUCAGCACGCAUACAUGAAGAUACUUCUGUGACAAGUACAAUUAAUGUUGAUGAACAAGUAAAAUUGUGUCCUGAAAAGUUAAUACCCUUAUAUGAUUCGAAUCGAAUGAAUCCAAUCGAAUAUAGUCGUAUUUCACGAAUAAGUGAAAAGUAUGUUGACCAAGCGAUUAUUCCUAAUGCUCCGCUUACAUACAAUCAUAAGCAUUAUGAGGAUACAUCCAACAAAAGUAUGAAUGAUAGCAUAAAUCAUAUCAACUAUACACUUGCUGGUGAUAUGUAUAAGAGAACAAAUGAAGAGAUUAUUACUUCAUCGUGUUGUCUACAAAGAUCUUCAAAUCUCUCCCCAGAACAUUGUUGUUCACUAAAUAGCAUUAAUGAAACGACAAGUAGAAACAUACCGAAUCCUGUAAAUUAUUAUGAAAGUGUCUUAUGCAGACAAUUAUAUUCUACAUCGAUCAAAAAAUGUUCAGAACGCUAUGAAAAAGUAUAUUCAUCACUUAAGCCAUUGAAUUCUUCUAAAAUGUAUAACACUAUUCCACAGACACUACUUAUAUCUAAAAUGGAAGAAUUUGUUCAGAAGUUAGCGAAAGUAUCAUUAAUACCAAAUCAGCUGUGUGAAAGGCACGAACAUCAUUCCAAUCUCUGCGUAGAAGGGGAUAAACAAAAUCCUUCUGUAAUAUUAAAGAAUGACGCAUUGUUAUUCAAUAAAAAUCCGUUUAAAAUGAAUAAUAUUUCUAAGAUUCUCAUGUUUGAUAAACAGUCGACUAUACAAAAACCAUCUUUCACGAGUAUCUAUCAUCAAGAUAGAUCACUGAAAAAAUUUAGUCAGUGUGAUACAUCUACACAAACAGAUAAUGAUGAUAAAGUUAAUAAAAGCAAAUUUUAUCAACAUAUAAAUGUAGAACAUUUUCAAUGUCCAAUAUAUAAUAAAUAUAGUAUAGAUGGCUUGGAUUCAAAAAUGAAUUCACCGGAUACGAAUCAUUUCCAUGCUGUAGUAUCACCAGUUUAUCCUACAUUUCGUAAUAGUAGUAGUGGUACUAGUGCUUGUAGUUGUUCCCAUUCAGAAAGGUGUAAAUCAAAUUUCACACACAAAUCAACAUGUGAAGAAGCCUUUACAAAAUGUUAUUCAUCCUAUGAAUUGCAUAAACACCCAAUAAAAGCAACCAGUUUACCCAUUGCUAAAUGUGUCUUCUGUCAUUUUAUUGAUACAUGUCCUGGGGAUUGUGUUCAUCGUAUCACUACUUGUCUACAUCAUGGUUUGUAUAUUUUGUCGAAUACACCAUCAUGUAUUAAUUCACAAUCACAUCAAUCAAGUGAAUCAAAUGUUAAUAUUAAAUCGAAUGAAACAGAUGUGUUCUCCUCGUCUAGAGUAUUACAUUUCAUUGUAUGUCCUAAAUGCAGUGCAAACAAUACCGCCAACAAUUGUGCAACACAUAACAGGUAUACUACAUGUUAUAGACAACGACGUCAGUAUUUCAGCACACGAUUUGCUUCUUCGAAAGAAUUUGUUGUGUAUGUUCAAGAGAAAAGGAAAUAUUUGACUAUGUAUGAUAUAGAGAUUUAG
Messenger RNA from Trichobilharzia regenti, 2677 nucleotides. Lineage: Eukaryota; Metazoa; Platyhelminthes; Trematoda; Strigeidida; Schistosomatidae. The record is from the annotation of a GenBank genome assembly.